This is a messenger RNA of Salvia hispanica, 1112 nucleotides long. RefSeq names its product 14-3-3-like protein A. NCBI's taxonomy places the organism in Eukaryota, Viridiplantae, Streptophyta, Magnoliopsida, Lamiales, Lamiaceae. The record is from RefSeq and is a predicted model, not a curated record.
UUCUCCGCCAGGUGUCGCUUUAUCAUUGGCUGGCCGCCUCCUUCCCCCUAAAUUUUCACUAUUUAAACCUCCCCCUUCACUGCGCCUUCACACUAUCGAAUCGGUUCGUCAAAGGCUGGCAUUUCUCGAAUCAAACUCCAGAUCUAUUUCUACAGGUUUUGUACUAUUUUAGUUCAUUAAAAUGUCACCAGUUGAGUCAUCCCGCGAGGAAAAUGUUUACAUGGCCAAGUUGGCUGAACAGGCUGAACGUUAUGAGGAAAUGGUUGAGUUUAUGGAAAAGGUGGCAAAGGCUGUUGAUAGUGAUGAGCUGACUGUGGAGGAAAGGAAUCUCCUCUCAGUGGCAUACAAGAAUGUGAUUGGUGCUCGUAGGGCUUCAUGGAGGAUCAUAUCUUCCAUUGAGCAGAAGGAAGAGAGUCGUGGUAAUGAGGAUCAUGUUAACAUUAUUAAAGAAUACCGUGGUAAGAUUGAGGCAGAACUAAGUAAGAUAUGUGAUGGGAUUUUGGGGCUCCUUGAGACCCAUCUCAUUCCGUCUGCCUCUUCUGCGGAAUCAAAGGUAUUUUACUUGAAGAUGAAGGGUGAUUAUCAUCGGUACUUGGCUGAAUUUAAGACUGGGGCUGAAAGGAAAGAAGCAGCUGAGAACACUCUGCUUGCUUACAAGUCAGCGCAGGAUAUUGCACUUGCAGAGUUGGCUCCUACUCACCCUAUAAGACUGGGACUUGCUCUGAAUUUCUCUGUUUUCUAUUAUGAAAUCCUCAACUCUCCUGAUCGUGCUUGCAACCUUGCAAAGCAGGCUUUCGAUGAAGCUAUUUCUGAGCUAGAUACUCUGGGUGAGGAAUCAUACAAGGACAGCACAUUGAUCAUGCAACUUCUUCGAGACAAUUUGACACUUUGGACAUCUGAUGUAGCGGACGAAGCUGGGGAUGAGAUUAAGGAAACUAUGAAAGGUGAAUCUGGCGAGGGAGGACAACAGUGACGGCAUUGAUUGUGUUGGAUGUAUUCUGAAAUAUGUUUUAGUAUAGAAAUCCUUGUGCCGUAGUAAGACUUGAAUGGUUAUCUUAUGUGUGUGGUACUUGAGGUUUCUACAUAUUGAAAUGUUCUUCAUAUUUUUAUCA